AUGGAUCCCGGCAGCGCCUCCGAGUCUGCCCCCGCGUACGACCAGAUUUUCGCCUCACACCCCGUGAAUCAGGCCCCCCCUCAAAGAGGCUUUACAAAGGCAUACGCCCCUGUUGCCCAAGAAGAUGACUCCGAAAUACCACAACAGCAACAACCACAUCUCCACUAUCACAAUGGAGUUGAUCCCGAGGCUGGCGACGCCGAAGGCGAGAUCCUGCUUGGCGGCGCCACACCACAUACGCAUUGCGAGGCCUGCGAUAGGAUCGCUGCGAGGCGCGAGAGGUCAGACAGAGAGAAACACUGUUGCAGCAUGGUUGCCGCUGUCUUCAUCAUGGCCUUCGUAUGUCUGAUGGUGGUCGGCAUCAUUGUUGGAUCAAGGGUUGGAUCAAGGCGGUCAUAG
Messenger RNA from Scedosporium apiospermum, 399 nucleotides. RefSeq lists its product as uncharacterized. The coding region runs from base 1 to 399 and encodes 132 amino acids. The transcript has 2 exons. The record is from RefSeq and is a predicted model, not a curated record. Lineage: Eukaryota; Fungi; Ascomycota; Sordariomycetes; Microascales; Microascaceae.